Messenger RNA from Paramuricea clavata, 337 nucleotides. NCBI's taxonomy places the organism in Eukaryota, Metazoa, Cnidaria, Anthozoa, Malacalcyonacea, Plexauridae. The record is from the annotation of a GenBank genome assembly.
AUGCACGGCGGCGAGGAUCUGAGUAGCUUGGUGAAAUUCAAAGAUGAAAGCAACAGGAUCUUGGAAAGUGGUAAAUUUCUCGUCCACAAAUGGGAAAGUAAUGUCGAGUCCAUAGAAAGCAAUGGCAUGCCAAACCCUACAACAUUCUUGGGACAUAUGUGGGAAAAACGAGAGGAAACCCUUGAGAUAACAGUUCCUGAUUACCCAGAAGAUGAACCAGUGACCAAACGAAGCAUCCUUAGUCAUUUGGGAAGCAUAUAUGAUCAACUUGGUAUAAUCUCUCCGACCCUAGCUGAGGGAAAACGAAUCUAUCGCAAUGUAUGUGACGAGAAGAAAG